Cutaneotrichosporon oleaginosum is the source of this 1215-nucleotide messenger RNA. RefSeq lists its product as uncharacterized. Gene Ontology annotation, molecular function: protein binding. The record is from RefSeq and is a predicted model, not a curated record. NCBI's taxonomy places the organism in Eukaryota, Fungi, Basidiomycota, Tremellomycetes, Trichosporonales, Trichosporonaceae.
AUGUCGCGCAUUCCACAAGUAGGGCAUGCGCCGGUGAGCGCCGCUCUGCAGGCUCAGGCGCUGGAAGCGAUGUACGAGCGACCCUCUGAGCGUAAUUCAUCGGCUUCGCCGCCACCAGAGGGCGCCUCUAACGGGCCGAGCGCGGGCGCUGGGUCGGGCUAUGGAUCCGCGGGGGCGAUGAAUAAUGGCAUCAGCAGUCGGCGAGCAGGCGCUUCGCAUCGUCGUCGAUCGCACGGGCACGGGCCGAUGCGCACGCCGGUCCGUCCGCAUACUCCCGGCAUGUCCCCGCACGGUGGGCCCACACCACCUGGUCGCAAGAUGCCCGGCGCAAAUCCUACCCCAGGCAUGUUCAACCAACCCACCCGCGCCUUCGUGCUCGAGCGCCUCCACGAGUACGCCCCGGCGGCUCUAUCGAAUCCACGCACCAGCGACGUACGCAUAGUCGUCCCCAGCAGGCCCAAGAGGCAGGACCAGCCCCCAGAUUCGCGGCGCGGCACCCAGCCGCCGACACCAGAGUCGACUUCUGCGUCCGACGCGCAAGGCAGUACGCCCGUCACACCCAGCGGGGUCGCCGCACAGGCCCCCGCAGCAGCGCAGGCGCAGUCCACAAUGCCCGUGCGCUUCUACGCGCUACACCGUGACUACCUUGUGCCGCAGAGCGCCUUGUUCCGCAACAUCUUGACCGGGGGGUUCAAGGACGGCUCGCCCGAGGCCAAAGGCUGCAAGCUACUGCCCUACACGUCGCUGCACGGCCCGCGGCCCGUGUUUGUGCCACUGCCAGACCCCGAGAGCUUCGACGCACUCGUGCACUGGAUGUACUUCGGCGACGUGGCCAAGCUAGAGAGCCAACUCUCGAGCGGCGAGGUCAAAUGGCGCGGCCUCAUCCGCAACAUUCAGUACUUGGGUUGCGACGAGCGCACGCGCGCGGUCGUCGCAAAGUGGUGGCAGCGAUGGGCGCAGGCGGACCGACGCAUCGGCAGGCCAAAGGACGAGAAGAAGGAGAAGGAGGAUGACUCAGAUGACGAGCACGCCGAGGGACUGCCCGUGCCGCGGCGGCGAGGGCCGCGGCCCGUCGUCGACGACGAUGACGACGGCGAGCGUGAGAGCAGCUACGACAAUACCGACGACAAGCUCAGCCCGCCAUGGCCCUCCGCCGAGAACCUUAGCUACUCGGUCGACGCGGACGAGAUGACCCGCCGCCUUGGUGGGCUUUAG